AUGACUCCCAAAGUUCUCGUCGUUCUCACCUCCCACAACAAGAUUGCCGCUACAGGUGGUCCAACUGGCUGGUAUCUGCCAGAAUUCGCACACCCCCAUGAAGUCCUCCAAGGCAAAGUCUCCCUAACCGUCGCCUCCCCCAAAGGCGGCGAAGCCCCCCUCGACCCAAGCUCCGUGAAGAUGUUCGAAUCCGACGCCGUAUCCCAAACCUUCCUCAAAGAACAGAAAGCCCUGUGGACAAACACGCACAAGCUGGCAGAUGUUCUGCCCCGCGCGAACGAGUUCGACGCCCUCUUCUACGUCGGCGGACACGGCCCCAUGUUCGAUCUCACCGAAGACCCCACCUCCCUCUCUCUAAUCCAGGCCUUUGCGGCCGCCAACAAGCCCGUUGCUGCGGUCUGCCACGGACCAUGCGUUUUGCUGAAUGCGAAGGCGCCGUCCGGCGAGCCGCUUAUCGCUGGUGUGACGGUGACUGGGUUCUCGAAUGAUGAGGAGGAUUCGGUGAAACUGUCGUCGGUGAUGCCGUUUAUGCUGGAGACGGAGCUGGGGCGGGUUUCGCUGGGGAAGUAUGUUAAGGCUGCGGAGCCUUGGGGGGAGAUGGUUGUUGUUGGGAAGGCGGCUGGGACGGGGUCGACGAUUAUUACGGGACAGAAUCCUGCGUCGGCGAGUGGGGUUGGGAAGGAGAUUUUGAAGGCUUUGGGGUUGUAA
This is a messenger RNA of Penicillium paradoxum, 708 nucleotides long. Its product is annotated as ThiJ/PfpI family protein. The transcript is spliced from 3 exons. Gene Ontology annotation, molecular function: glyoxalase III activity. The record is from RefSeq and is a predicted model, not a curated record. Lineage: Eukaryota; Fungi; Ascomycota; Eurotiomycetes; Eurotiales; Aspergillaceae. Bases 1 to 708 code for a protein of 235 amino acids.